This is a messenger RNA of Ogataea haglerorum, 306 nucleotides long. RefSeq lists its product as uncharacterized. Bases 1 to 306 code for a protein of 101 amino acids. The record is from RefSeq and is a predicted model, not a curated record. The transcript has 2 exons. NCBI's taxonomy places the organism in Eukaryota, Fungi, Ascomycota, Pichiomycetes, Pichiales, Pichiaceae.
AUGGCCGUUGCUGUCCAUAUGGUCGACUGGUUGCUUCGACAAUUUCGCGAUUUGGUUUCCGAUUUUGGAAGUUUGACAGAUAUCGCAGAGCAGUGUUUCCGAGAUUUCGCCGGAAUUUUGCGAAAUAGGCUGAGCAGUGUUUGUGGGUCCUUGCCAAGAUUUUGCAAAACACGGACCACCGCUGGCCAGAGUCAUGCUCCUCUUGCGCGGUUACGUAAUAUGCCAUCUGGAAAAAGACGUCGCAAUGCGGAGAAGCCCAAAGUAUUCAACUUUUCUCCAGUGAUAAAAUCCUGCCUUAUCUCGUAA